This is a messenger RNA of Blepharisma stoltei, 1776 nucleotides long. The record is from the annotation of a GenBank genome assembly. Lineage: Eukaryota; Ciliophora; Heterotrichea; Heterotrichida; Blepharismidae.
AUGUUUAGUGAGACAGUCAAGUCAAAGCUAAAGAGGUUUGACGUUUACAGGAAGCUCCCCCACGACCUGACAGAGCCUACUUUAUCAGGUGCCUUCGUUUCAAUAAUUGCAUGUGCCUUUAUGACACUCCUCUUCUUAACUGAGCUCGCUGAAUAUCUAAAAGUCAACACUAACACAGAAAUGUUUGUCGAUAUAAACCGAGGAGGCGAAAAACUUGUCAUUAAUAUCAACCUUACCUUCCCCAAAUACCCGUGUGGGCUUCUUUCAUUGGACGCUCAAGACAUUAUGGGUUCUCACGUUGUAGAUGUAGGCGGAGCCAUGAAAAAAAUCAGGCUAAGCCCAGAAGGAAAAAACAUACAAGAAGAAGACAUGUUUAAAGGAGACCAUAAUGAAGGAAAUGUACAAGAGGUUAAGAAACAAAUUGAAAGCAGAGAAGGGUGCCAGCUAUUAGGGCAUAUUUUGGUAAAUAAAGUGCCUGGGAAUUUCCACGUGUCAAGCCAUGCAUUUCAUAACCAGCUGCAUAUGAUUAUUGGGAAUGAUAAAUUAUAUAAGAUUAUUAUGCAUUACUGCAGAGGAGAUGUGAGGAGUAUGCUUCGCUUAUUUUAUCGAGCGUCACAGGCCGCUUGAUGGUGCUGAAGUUUUCCAUCUGCACCUAUCCACCUAUGCUGGCAGCCUCAAGAGCCAUGCCAUCAAGCUGCAAUUGAUUCCUGCGUGUGCUAUGCAUAUCUCUCGCUCUGUUUGGAGAUAGUGAAACCCCUAUGCUCCUAAAAAUCAAAGACCAGGCCCCAGAAUCUGUUUCCUUGAGAUUACCUGAUCUAGCUAUUUCAAGAUUUACUUGUAAUAUAUAUGCCCCAUAACAAUAAAACUUCUGAAGGACAGAAAGACUUACUCAAAGACACCAUUUUAUUAUUAUGGGAACGAUAACUCAAAAUUAGAUUUUUCCCAUAUAGUCCAUCACUUAUCGUUUGGGGAUAAUAAAGAUAUUGAGUUCAUUAAGAAUCAUUUCGCUGAAGGAGUUUUAAGCCCUCUUGACGAUCUCAAAAGAAUUAGGCCAGAUUCAGUAAGAGAUCCAUUAUCAUAUGAAUACUAUAUUAAGGUUGUACCGACUACUUAUCAAACUUUGGCUGGAGCUGAGUACUUUGUGCACCAAUUUACUGCAAAUACUAAUGAAUUUUCAGCUCAAGGGAUGCCGGCUGUGUUUUUCAGAUAUGACUUAAGCCCUGUGACUGUGAAAUUCACACAAAACCAAGAAAGCUUUUUCCACUUUGUGGUUCAGGUUUGCGCUAUUGUAGGAGGUGUAUUUACAGUGGCUGGACUCAUUGAUAACUUGCUGCAUACUUCGAUUUCCAGAAUAUUAACUCCCCCCCCCCCUCCGUGAGCGAACAAAACCAUUAGAAAAAUCGCCAUUUUUUGACCAAAAACCCACCCUCCGUGAGUGAACAAAAAUUUUUUUAAUAGAAAAAAUUUUAAUGGAAAAAAAUUUUUGAUAUAUAAGUGAUAAUUAGUAUAAUGAAAUCUAGAGCUAAUUCUGUUUAAUUUUAAACAAAUUGCGUUUUUAAAACAUAAAUUUUGCAAAUUAAAUUAAUAUUUGCUUCCCAAUUUUUGCAAAUUAGGAUUUUUUUAAAUUUCGAAAAAAAUAUUUUUUAUAAAAUUUAUAUAUAAAUUUUUUUUAAAAAAAAAAAAUUAACCCCCCUCCGUGAGCGAACAAAAUUUUUUUGUUCGCUCACGGAGGGGGGGGGGGGAGUAAGAAAAAGAGAUGCUGGGAAAUUAGGAUAA